Messenger RNA from Pocillopora damicornis (cauliflower coral), 888 nucleotides. RefSeq lists its product as uncharacterized. The record is from RefSeq and is a predicted model, not a curated record. Lineage: Eukaryota; Metazoa; Cnidaria; Anthozoa; Scleractinia; Pocilloporidae.
AUGGAUGGACUUGGAAUGGAAGGUCCCAACGAAAUCCCUGAUUCAGCCAUAACUGCUUCUUCCUAUUAUAACAAAAACUACCGGCCGAGCCAAGGUCGUCUUUACCAACAGUAUCAGGGAGGUUCUGGAAGCUGGCUGGCCAAAACAAACGACCAGAACCAAUGGCUUCAAGUGAACUUAGGAGGAUGGAGGCAAGUGAUGAGAUUCUGCACCCAAGGAAGGCUGGAUGGGGCACAGUGGCUGACCAGCUACUCACUGGCGUUCAGUUAUGAUGGAGUCUUUUACAGAACGCUCCAAGGGACAUUCAAGGGAAACACAGACCAAUUUAUGCCCGUUUGCCAUUUGCUGGAGCGGGGACAAGUGAUAGCGCGAUAUGUGCGAAUUAUUCCUCGGUCCUGGCAUGGGCAUAUUGCCUUGAGAGCUGGUUUUUAUGGCUGUGAAUCUGGAUUUGAUAUCCCCAAAAUAGAGUGUGCGUCGCCUCUAGGGAUGGAAAGCGGUGACAUAGAAGAUUCAGCCAUUGUAGCGUCGUCGCGCUAUAACCAGUGGUGGGGGCCUGAGCGUGGAAGAUUCAACGAGGCAGUUGAUGGGAGUUUCCAAGGAGGCUGGGUUUCCCAAUACAAAGAUGAUAAACAGUUCCUACAGAUUGACUUACAGAAUGUUACCAAGGUGACCAGGAUUGCAACUCAAGGGCGUUAUGACGCCGGCUGGUGGACAAAGGCCUAUACCCUGGAAUACAGUGUACACGGAGGAGAAUUUUUAUCGUAUAAUGAUGGCCAGGUUCUACAAGGAAAUAUUGACUAUACUUCUGCUGUUGGCCAUAACCUCAACCCACCCAUUGUAGCUCGUUUCAUCAAAAUCAACGUCAAAGAAUUCGUUGGAUAUCCAUCA